UCCUGUACCUCCCCGUGGACCCCACCAUGGAAAAUAUGGUGAUCAAGUCACCUCCCUUCAGAGGGCUUUGGGAGUUCUGCAAGUUCGAAGCUCACCUCCACCAGAGCAGGAUGCAGAACGCCAGCAUCAAGCUGGUCUCCGAGUCCACCAGUACCGAGGUGCAGUGGAUCCUACAGGAGGUGGCCGGGAACAACUUUGAGGAGUGGUAUCCCAUGCAGUUCCUGGUGGGAAAGGUGUUACAAGAAGUGCGGAUCAUCAUAGAGAUCACCCGCCCUAACAUGGUGAACCCGCCGCUUCCUCUGCCCCAUAUUGCUAUAGACAACAUCAGGAUGGUGGACUGCCUGCCGGAGCCCCCAGUCUUCAAUGGGGAGUGCCUGGUGGGGCAGCUGAAGUGCAAGAUUAUGAAUAAAGACUCGUGCAUCAAGCUGCAGCAAGUCUGCGACCUGGUCAAGGACUGCGACGAUGGAGCUGAUGAGAAUCAAAAUUGUGACAAAAUGCCGUACGGAUCGUACUGCAACUUCGAGCAAGAUGCCUGCGGCUUCGAAAACGUGCCUCAGCCGAUCCUAAGAUGGUCGAGGCACAACGGGCCUACCCCUACAGACAAAACUGGCCCGAAUUUCGACCACACCUGCGGUCCCCCUGACCCUUACCCCACCCCUAUGAUCCCCCCAUUAGUCCCAGCUCACAUGAACUUUAGUUUAUCCACGUGCGUUGGAUACUACUUCUUCGUGAACAUGAACGUGACCGGGCCCAAUAAGGAAAAGGCGGAUUUCGCGUCGACGGCGACAAUCAGGACUGUGGUCUUCAACCCACCUCCUAUGGUGCAUGGGAACCUCACUUCGAAGUACUACAAUUGCUGUAUGAUACGGUUCUAUUACCAACAAAACGGGCGCAACUACGGCUCGCUCAGCGUCGAAAUGGUGGAGCUGACCAGGAACGGGAACAACACCAAGUCCAUCUGGUUCUCCACCAAGGACAAGGGCGAGAACUGGUACCGGGCAUCGAUAUUCCUCCCCAACACCACUUCUAAAUACUACCUCGUGUUCAAAACACGUAUGGGUAUGCGUAUCUACUCAGACUCCGCAAUAGAUGACUUCUCUAUGGCACCGGAGUGCUUCGGUCUAAACAUAGACAAGGCAGAGCUAGGGGAUUACAACUACUACGACCCCAUGCUUGAGGAGAAGACGACCACUCAUCCUGCAUUCUUGAAUAAAAUAUUCUACCGUUUCACCACUUGCGGGGCAACCGGUCGAUACGGCCCCAACCAGACGAUGUGCGACGCGGCGUAUAACAACACGCCCGUCACCGUGUCGGUCAUCCAGACCCCGCCGCAUCAGGGGAUUCAAGUGUGGGAGGUGCCGGCUGAGGGGUUGUAUACGAUCAUAGCCACGGGCGCGUCGGGCGGACUGGGCUCCGCUUGGGCGGGCGUCUCGCACGGGGCGCAGGCGCGCGGUCUCUUCGAGCUUCAUCGCAGCGAGCAUGUUUAUAUGCUGGUCGGGCAGCAAGGGCUUAACGCCUGCAAGAAGACUCUAUCAGCGCAAGAGAGUCAGGACUGCUCCAAGAAGCAGAACGACUCUCUCCAGAUCUUCACCAGCAAGACGCACGAGGUCCGAAACACCCACGUCACGGACGGAGGCGGCGGCGGCGGUGGAGGCACUUACGUGUUCUUGCUGGACAAAGAAGGCCACUCAGUGCCGCUGCUAGUUGGUGGUGGCGGCGGCGGCAUCUCAGUCGGGGUGUUCCGCGAUGAUGGCUCGCAACAUGCCCGCGCGCAUACCAACGCUACCCCGGAGUCCGGGUAUAUGUACGGACAGCCGGGGCGGACUUCUGGUGCCGGCGGCGGCUGGGUCGGUCGCUCAGGGCCAGUAACGCCAGGUCACGAGGCGGUACGAGGCGCGGCGGUCCACGAGGGCGGCGCGGGCGGGCUGGCGUGCGCGGGUGCGGGCGGCGGCUGGGUCGGUCGCUCAGGGCCAGUAACGCCAGGUCACGAGGCGGUACGAGGCGCGGCGGUUCGCGAGGGCGGCGCGGGCGGGCUGGCGUGCGCGGCGAAAANGGCGUGCGCGGGCGCGGCGCACGGCGGCUUCGGCGGCGGCGGCGGCGGCUGUCUGCGCGGCGGCGGCGGCGGCGGCUGGCUGGGAGGCAACACGAACGAGGGCGAGGGCCAGCACGGCAGCGGCGGCUGGUCGCACAUCAGCAACGCGCGAGCUGUCAGAGAGUACUCCGAGGUCACCAUCGCCUCGCAUAUCGGGCCUGGGGAAGUCCUCAUUAUACCGGCCAUACACGACUGCGGCUGCGACUACCGCUGCGUGGCGCUGAACGAGUUUCGCAGCCAAGUGCGUUGCUACUGCCCCUCGUCUUGGAGCACCGACGUCCACGACGACACCAAGUGUAUAUUGGAGGAGUCCUGGCCUCGUCUGUCGCUGGUGCUGCUGGUGGUGAUGGGAGUGGCGGUGUUCGUGUCUGCCCUCGCUGUGCUUUGUGUCUGCCUCUACCUCUACAACGCCUACCAACGCAGAAAAGAGACGGAACUCCGUCAAAAGCGCCUCCUAGAACAGGAGGUUCAGCUCCACCGGCUCAGGAACGCCCCUGGGGGUAAUGAAAACCCCCUCAGCAUGGCGUUCAACCCCCAUUAUGGAAGCGAGAGCAUCCUGCCUCAGGGGAUUGAUGUGAGGGGCCUGCCGCAGGUGUCUAGGGAGAGCCUGAAGCUGGUCAAGGCACUAGGCCAGGGCGCUUUCGGCGAGGUCUACCAAGGCUUGUACAGGCACCGAAACGGCGACGCAGCAGAAAUGCCGGUGGCUGUCAAGACCCUACCAGAGCUAUCCACCGGCCAGGCAGAGUCAGACUUCUUGAUGGAAGCCGCCAUUAUGGCGAAGUUCAACCACCCGAAUAUCGUACACCUGAUUGGAGUAUGCUUUGAUAGGCAUCCUCGCUUCAUAGUCCUGGAGCUGCUAGCAGGCGGGGACCUAAAGAACUUCUUGCGGGAGAGUCGCCCCAAGCCGGAGCGGGCCAGUGCUCUCACCAUGAAGGAUCUGCUGCUUUGUUCGCUGGACGUCUGCAAGGGCUGCCGGUAUCUGGAGGCCAAGAGGUUUAUACACAGGGACAUAGCAGCACGUAACUGCCUGCUAACCUCCCGCGGUCCAGGUCGUGUGGUCAAAAUCGCUGACUUCGGCAUGGCCAGAGACAUCUAUAGAGCUGACUACUACAAGAAGGGGGGCAAGGCCAUGCUGCCCAUCAAGUGGAUGCCGCCGGAGGCGUAUAUUGACGGGAUAUUCACCAUUAAAACUGAUGUUUGGUCGUUCGGCGUGCUGCUAUGGGAGGUGUUCUCUCUAGGCGUGAUGCCGUACACAGGCUGCGCGAACAGAGAGGUCAUGGAGAUGGUCUCUGGCGGCGGUCGCCUGGAGAAACCUUAUGGCUGUCCCCAAGACAUCUACCGGCUGAUGUGUGAGUGCUGGAACCCCACGCCCUCCGAGCGGCCCUCCUUCGCAGGCAUGUUCGACCGCCUGCAGAGGUUCUCACAGGACCCCGAGAUAGUCAGCGCCUCGUUACCAGUGGUGCGGUCGCUGCUGCCUCUCCCGGCAGAGGUGCAGGUCAACGCCAACGGACCGCAGAACAAAGGCCAUGGAAUUCCAAUUUCAAAUCUCCCCGCGUCCGCGUGUGUACUGAGCGUGGCAUGUUGGCAGCGCGGCCCGGCCUGCGACUACCUCGUGCCGAUGUCGCCGCAGGAGAACCCGCCGCCGAACUCUAGCUCAACGGAUCCGCUGGUCCCUCAUAGCAAAUCGCCAACGGCGGCGCCGGAACCACCAGAAACGGAGGAUUCACCAUAUCCACCUCUUCUGAAAGCAUCACAAGAAUAUGGCAACAUUCCAAUGGCGUCCCGGAGCGGCGCGAGCGCAAGGCGGGCCGAUGCUUCGGCUACCUCCGCCGCCGAGACGCGGACCACCACAAAGUUUCUGCCGUCUAAUUCGACAGACAGGUUACUAAGCUCCGUAGAAGGCGCUUCAAUAGACGAGGAAUCACCAUCGGAGGUUGACGGUAAGCCGACCAUCUGGGAGACCUCCUUCACUGAGCCCAAGAAGGAAAAGGUUGAGCCCAAGACUCAAGACCGGACUCAAGAUCGAACUCAAGACCGAACUCAAGACCGGAGUCCCAACUCCAAACAGAGCUCAGAAAACGGACCUGCUGUGGAAAAACUAAUCAGCAUAACACCAACAUCGCCCAAACCCCCAGAGAAUGUCCUGACCAAGGCCAUAGAGGCCAACGUCAUAGAUAAAACGAAUCACAAGAACUCCUUAGUGCCAGAGAGAAAGACUGCGCCUAUCGCGUCUCCCGACCCUCCUCGCAUCAAUGCGUGGGCCAACAACGACCCUCCGAAAGUAACUCCGAAACUAAAACCUCUUUGCCUUGACGCAGCGCAGUUAGAACAAAAUUUGAACGCCCUCAAAAAAACAGCGGGUCCGUCAAUUUAACCACAAUGUCCAGCAUUCUCCCCCCGUAUAUCAACGUGGUGACCCCAAACAAACUAACAGAGGCGAAAACAAUUCAAAUAGACCCCAAGAAAGCUGUCAUAGACGACUUACAAACGCCUAAAGAGGAGACAAAAGAAGAAAAGACAAAACUCAAACAGUCUAAUUCCGCUGCCAGUUUGCUGAACGGACCUAUGACUGAUUUGCCAUACGCGGACAGCGACAACGCUUCCUCAAGCUCUGGGAGCAACGCGCAGAAUCUCAUCAAGCAAAAGAACAAGAAAAAUUACACAGAAGUCGUCGUCGGAAACGACAGCGUCAAAAUGAUAAAACAGGGUAGCAAUGCGGAGUUUGGGGACUCAGAAAUUAGCUUUUAAACGUCUAUUAAAGCCCUUCUAUAGCCAAAGGUUGUGCCAUACGAUGCGACCGUGAAAACGCGAGUGCCGCCGUUUCAUGUGACAAAAACUAUUCUAUUUUUAAACUAAUGAAAAUAAUGUUACCUACUAUUAGGUGUAAAUACUACCAAAUACGUUUUAAAUAGGAAUCUUUAGAAUGUAAGCAUUAUAGUCACUUUAUGUGCGGGACUUUAAAAACAUAUUUAUUAAAAAAUAUAUUGUUUAAUUUGGAAAUUUGUAUUUUUGUCGAAACAUGUACAAAACGUUGGUCUUUUUGUUAAAAAUUUAUCGUGAAAAUGAAAAGUGAAUCGUAGAUUUCUUUUGGUGAAAAGAAAAAUGGCUUCCUGAUAUCGCUUAAUAGUAAAAAAUAGUCGUUUAUUGUUGCUCAAUUUGCUCAAUGUUUUGCGAGAAUUUUGUAUGUAGCUCAAAGUAGAUAAAAAAAAUCUGUUAGUUUUUUCUACUUUAGAUGAAUUUAAUAAUAAUUGAGAUGAACUUUUAUAUGAACGAAAUCAAUUGGCUUUGUAGCGUUUCCAUUUUGUUUCGCCAGUAAGACUAUAAUAAAGAUCGUCUCGGACCUGUUACAUAUAUUUAAUCACGCACAUCAAGCAACAGCUGAUUAGUAUUAUCUUCAACUUUAAAUUAAGGACAAAUGAAACGAAUUAAGACACUACUUAUCUACCGGUUUUUUAAUUAUUUUUUUACGUUGAGAAUCUACCAUCGUUUGGCAAAGUCAAAAAAUAUGAACAUUCCAUGGAUUUUUUUAAUAAAAAAUAUUUUAAUUUUUUAAAACGUUUUUUGAAGUAAUAAGUAUUUGUUCCAUUAAAAUUGUUCAUAACAAUGGUUUGAUUCUCGACUAUUAUUUAUGAGUAUUUCCUUACGAUCCUAGAUUAACUAGAUAAAAACGUAGUAUCGCUUAAAAUGUUUGUAAAUAAUAUAAAAAUGUAGAAAUUUGUGUAAAUCCGCCCCAGAAAAAACAUAUACACGAAUAAAUAUAAAAAUAUAAUGAAGUAAUCUUUUACGUAUACGUAGUACGUAGAGUGAAAGAGUUGUGUCAGUACCUAUUUUAGUUGUAAAAAUUUUAUGUACGUUGAAAUAUAUGGUAUGAGAAUGUUGAUUUUGUUUAUAUAUAUAAAUUUUCAUUUAUAUUUCACCGGCAUUGUUAGAG
This is a messenger RNA of Ostrinia furnacalis (Asian corn borer), 6023 nucleotides long. RefSeq names its product Anaplastic lymphoma kinase (gene Alk). Lineage: Eukaryota; Metazoa; Arthropoda; Insecta; Lepidoptera; Crambidae. The transcript has 30 exons. The record is from RefSeq and is a predicted model, not a curated record. Gene Ontology annotation, cellular component: plasma membrane; signaling receptor complex. The coding region runs from base 27 to 4466 and encodes 1479 amino acids. Gene Ontology annotation, molecular function: transmembrane receptor protein tyrosine kinase activity; protein binding; ATP binding. Gene Ontology annotation, biological process: protein phosphorylation; positive regulation of kinase activity; multicellular organism development.